This is a messenger RNA of Monodelphis domestica (gray short-tailed opossum), 11761 nucleotides long. It is a transcript of the gene ARRB1, whose product is annotated as arrestin beta 1. Gene Ontology annotation, cellular component: cytoplasm; plasma membrane; cytosol. Gene Ontology annotation, biological process: signal transduction; positive regulation of ERK1 and ERK2 cascade; G protein-coupled receptor internalization. Lineage: Eukaryota; Metazoa; Chordata; Mammalia; Didelphimorphia; Didelphidae. The record is from RefSeq and is a predicted model, not a curated record. Gene Ontology annotation, molecular function: G protein-coupled receptor binding.
UGCGGUGGCCAUUAGUGAUAGCCCAGGGAAGGAUCCAGGGCAGGAAUUCAGAGAAUCAGAGAAACUCAGAGCUGGAAGGGAAAAGCCAGUGCAGGAAUCUCUUGGACUCUUCUCCUGGAACCUCCAUGAUGGUGCUAUAGCCAGCCUAGGCUCCAAGACCUCUCAUGCUGGGUCAUCCAUGACCUUAUUACGCUAUUCCUCCGCUCAGAAACUGUCAGGGAACGCCCCGUUGCCAAUUCACUGAAGUUCUAACUCCUCGCCCUGGCAUUCAAGGUCUUUCACAAUCUGGGUCCAACCUACCUUCUAAGCUUAUCUCCAAAUAAGCAGUCUUCCUCAGAUACUCAACUUUCUAGUCCAGCUGGCUUACUUUCUGCCUCGUCCUGCUGUCACUCCCUUCACUUGUGCUAGGAGACUGGCACCUUGUUGGCACAGUAGAUGGAAUACCAGCCUUGGAGACAGAAAGACCUGAGUUCUAAUCUUGACCCAGAAAUGUACUGGCUGUGGGAUCCUGGAGUGUUCAAGAAGGCAAGUCCAAAUGGAAAGCUCACAGUCUACCUGGGAAAGAGAGACUUUGUGGACCACAUCGACAUCGUUGAUCCUGUCGAUGGUGUGGUUCUGGUGGAUCCUGAGUACCUCAAAGAGAGGAGAGUGUACGUGACUUUGACCUGCGCCUUCCGCUAUGGCCGGGAGGACCUUGACGUGUUGGGCCUGACCUUCCGCAAGGACCUGUUUGUGGCCAACAUCCAAUCCUUCCCACCUGCCCCUGAAGACAGGCCCCUCACUCGACUCCAAGAGCGGCUCAUCAGGAAAUUGGGAGAGCAUGCCUACCCCUUUACCUUUGAGAUCCCUCCAAACUUGCCCUGCUCCGUCACACUUCAGCCAGGGCCGGAGGACACAGGGAAGGCCUGUGGUGUGGACUAUGAAGUCAAAGCCUUCUGUGCAGAAAAUCUGGAGGAGAAGACUCACAAACGGAAUUCUGUGCGCCUGGUGAUCCGCAAGGUCCAGUAUGCCCCGGAGCGGCCUGGUCCCCAGCCCACGGCCGAGACCACUCGUCAGUUUCUGAUGUCUGACAAGCCCUUGCACUUGGAGGCCUCUCUGGACAAGGAGAUCUACUACCACGGGGAACCGAUCAGUGUCAAUGUCCAUGUCACCAACAACACCAACAAGACAGUGAAGAAGAUAAAAAUUUCAGUACGCCAGUAUGCAGACAUCUGCCUGUUCAACACGGCACAGUACAAAUGCCCUGUGGCGGUGGAGGAGGCUGAUGACAUGGUGGCCCCAAGUUCAACAUUCUGCAAAGUCUACACCCUUACACCAUUCUUGGCCAACAACCGUGAGAAGCGAGGCCUGGCCCUGGAUGGCAAGCUGAAGCAUGAAGACACCAACUUGGCUUCCAGUACCCUGUUGAGGGAUGGCACAAAUAAGGAGAUCUUAGGAAUCAUCGUGUCCUACAAAGUCAAAGUGAAGCUGGUUGUUUCCCGAGGAGGCCUGUUGGGAGAUCUCGCAUCCAGUGAUGUGGCUGUUGAACUGCCCUUCACCUUAAUGCACCCGAAGCCCAGGGAGGAGCCUGUGCGUCGAGAAGUUCCAGAGAAUGAAGCGCCCAUAGAUACCAAUCUCAUAGAGCUUGAUACAAACGAUGACGACAUUGUGUUUGAGGACUUUGCUCGACAGAGACUGAAAGGUAUGAAGGACGACCAGGAAGAAGAGGAAGUCCCAAACUCGCCACAUUUAAACAACACAUAAGACUGGAUUCCUCUUGGCUGUUCUUCUUGGGUGGUUCUGGUUAACUCUUGUGAAUUAGGCUACUUGUUAUCUUUUCUUCUUUUUCUCUCCUUUUUCUGGUAUUUCUUUCCCCUUCUGUUUUUUUUUUUUACUUCUACCAGGGGACUCCAGAGGACUUAUGUAGGUGUCAUCAGGGAUCCUCACCAUCUGGCUUUGACCCCCUCGUCACCAUAUCACCGAGCCUCCCUAGAGGAGAGGAUACCUUGCUUCCCCCCUGGAGAACGAAGGAAUGGCUCACUACCCUUCUUCCUACCUUAAUCUAUCCCAAGUCCUCUCUGUUUCUGCCUCACCUUCGAUCCCCUCCAGCCACCCAGCCUUCAGUCUUCUCCAUAUGACCAGUCCCAAGAGCUUCCUAAUCCACAUUCUUUGGAUUGUGUCUGUUCUGCACACAUUGGGUGGAAUCCAUCCAGUGGAAUUAAGUGUUUGAAUGUGGAGUCUGGCAAGAGAGAGGGGAAAGAAUGACCAGUAUACGUAUAUUUAGGGGUGGGGGCAGGGGGUGGUUCUAGGCACACCUGCUGAUGGUGUGGGAGGUGACCAGAUGAGGGUGAGAAAAUGAGUCCACAGUUCUAGCUAUUGAUGUACUCAGAAUGGCCAAUGAGAUGACUUGGUUGAACUACCUUGGCUCAGAGAGAUGGUGAUAGCAAGUGGGAGCCAUGUGCUAGAGAGGGAGGGGGAAGAACCAGCAGCUGGAAUCUCUGUCCUUCCACUUCCCUCCCAAUAUUCCUCUCUCCUUACCCCGAUUCCUCUCCCAGUAUUUCCGACCACAAUGGUGUAAUGACAGUUCAGCGAGACAAAAGCAGUCACAUUGAUGUUCUUACCAGCAGUUACCAAGUUGAAUGCAAGUCACAAGGACUAGCACAAACAUUUUAAUAUUGUCAGAACAUAGUCUCUUAGUGAUAUGUAUCUUAUAUGUUUUGGAGAGAGACAGAGGAAGAGAGUUGAGUAUAUAUCAUUUUCAUAUUGUGAUGAUUGUCUGUGGUCCAGAAAAUUGAAAAAGGCCAUGUAUUUGGGGUGAAGGGAGAAAACAUAUCUUGCUCCUGAGUCCCUGGUAGCAAAGGAAUCAAUAUCUCUGGGGAAGACUUCCCAGAGAGACUAUUCUCUCCUGAAUGAGAUGUUCAUUUACCGUAGAACUGGCUGAGUUUUAAUCUUUCAUUUAACAAUGCAACACAAUGCAAUUCAACAAGCAUUAUUAAGCACCUACUAUGUGCAAGGGAUAUAAAGAUAAAAAGGAAACAUCCCUUGUUCUCCAGAAGCUUACAUUCUACUGGGGUGGGGGUGUGGUUGGUGGGGAAUGAAGCUUACAUUCUUCCACUUGGUGUAUUAGUUACUGAAUUGCCUUCAGUUCAGAUGUAGGGGCCAAAAGAUAGUUGGAGUAUAUAUAUUAGGUUCAGAUCUUGCCCACCCCUUUCUUAGGAAAGUCUCAGGGUAUGAUGCCUGCUGUGACCAGGAGGAGGACACACAACUGAAGUGGACAUAGCUGGUCCUCAGAAAAACUGGUACCAAGGCUCAAAUGUUGGUUUUGUUUACUUCUUCAGAAAGGGCAGAGAGCAAUGUGGAAAGGCAGCUUUAUUGCCUGGGACUUAAAAGAACCUCAGAGAUUGUGUAGUCUAAACUAGCUCCUCCUCUGCAUAUUACAAAUUAUAGCAAUGAGGGCCAAGAAGAUUAAAUGACAUCAAAAAAACACAUGAAAUAAAUAACAGAACCAGGAUUAAAAUUCAGGCCCUCUGAUUCUUAAUCCCCUACAUUUUGGACAGGGAAUUGAUUUCCAAAAGCUUUCUCUCUGGCUCUCUUGGGUCCAGUUUGGAUUUCUAGACCAAAAGCUGAUUUCUGAUCCCCUAAGGUCAUUUACCAGCGACUGGUUGUGUUCUUUUGGGUUUCCUUUUCUAUGAUACCAUUAGAGAAGAAGCAAAUGGAUUCCUAAGGAGUGGCUGCUCUCUUCAGCCACACCUAUAAGAUCAAGUUCAUCAGAUUCUCCAUCUUUCUUUUGGAUCCUGGAAAGUCUCCAGAGCCACAGAGGAAGAAUUCAAGCAGAGGAUGGGGUUGACUUUAGUUGAUAUGGAGAUUUAUAGAGAAAACAAUUUGGACCUUGAUACAUGGAAUCCCUCCCAAUGGAUGGAACCCAAGAGGUAUCUAGGCGUCUCCCACUGAAUUUGAGACUCUCCCUACAUCCUUCAUGUGAGGUCAUCUGAUUUGGAUCGAGUGUCACAGUAUGGUGGGUCUGGAGUCUGGAGAUCAAAGGAAUCUGGAGUCAAAGGAACUCAUAUUUGAAAUCAUAAGUGUUUGAAUGUGAAAAACAAGGAAUGGAGACCAUAGUUGGAGUAAUAACUAGGAAUGUUUGUGGCUAGAACAAAGGAAUAGGGGAAAGGGACAAGAACUUGACAGGGGUAUAAUUGAGAAGGAGUGGUGUAGGGAUAGGAAGUGCACCUUUGAAUGGUGCUGUCAGCAUCCACCAAAUUUUGAUGCCCCAAGACAGAGCCUUAGUUGUCCCCUUCAUUCCCCAGUUACAUCUCAUCAUAUUAAUUGAUACACAGAGUGCCCUGGAAUAUAGAACCCCUGGUCCUGUCCAGUAGGCAUAGAUUGCCACAGAGAAUUCUGUAGUUUCCUAAGCAGUAUUUUUGGUUCUUGGACUUACAGUAUAUGUAGUUUAGCAGAUGUACCAAUUUUUUUUCCAUCUUACUAGUAAGGCAAAGGACAAAUUGCUCUCAGAGUGCUCCCCCUAACUCUCUUUUGCUCUACCUGUGGCAUCCUCAAUAGAGAUUAGGAGCAAGCCAGAUUCCCCCCAGAAGCAUCCAAGAGGACAAAGAACCUAGAGGUCUCAUCUUGUUUCUUCCAGUCCCAGCAUUUUGUGUGCCAACACAUCCUUCCCAGAAGAAUCCUUGGAAGUCCACUUAACACCUCUUCAGGAAGUUGGCACCAUUUUUAAGGCCUGAGAACUGAGUGUAACUUUCUGAAGCAUCAGUGGAGGAAUGGUAGACAAACUAGAUGUCUACUUGCAGUUCUUCCAAAUCUCUUUUCCUCAGCUUCAAAUUAUAAGCUACAGGGCUAGAGAGCCCACGGGGUGGGCAGAUUCUCCACACUUAUUGAGCACUUAUUAGGUACUAGGCACUAAUCUAGGUGCUUGGAAUACAAACACAAAAAUAAAAUAGUUCCUGUCCUCAAGGAGCUUACAUUCUAUCAAAUUUGGAAAGUACCUCAAAAGCCAACUAGCUCAGCCUGUACCCGAAGGAAUCUCUCACUCCUUUACUUAGUAGAGACUAAUUAGUUAUUUGGUCUCUACUUGAAGCUCUAGUAAAUGGGAAUCUACCACUACUCAUCAAUAGUCCAUUUCACUUUUUGGACAGCUCUCAUUGUUAGGAUGUGUUCCUUAUACCAAACUGAAGUUUGCUUCUCUAUGAAUUUUACCCACAGGACCAGGUUUGCCCUCCGGACUUCAGCAGAACGAGUAUCUUUUAUUAUGAUAGCCCUUCAGAUAGCUGAGUGAAGAAAACUUUCAUUCUCCUGAAAUAUUUUCAUCCAGGUUAAAAUAAUUCCCAGAAUCCUUACCCAGUGUUUGUGUGGCAUCCUCUCCACUCCCUUUGCCCUCCUCGACACCUGUGAGGACAAGUUAAGUUAGAAGGUGGGACUGAGCAGGGCUUUGUAGAUUGCUGCCCCUUACUCUUGAAGCUGAGAGUGAGGAAUGAAGACCCUCUCAGGUUGGCCAGGGAUUCCACUGUGUAUCCUUAAUUUCCAGUCCCAGAGAAUGCGGAAUAAACAUACCAGAAGGUAAAACUUUUGGUUUAGGUGACUGAAGAGACUAUCAUACAGAAGGAAAAUGGUUGCCUUGAAGCCCUCCCUCUGCAAGAAGAUUCAGUGCAUUGAUUCUUCUUUUGAUUCAUUUCUAAAGUUGGAGAUGUUCCAAACACGAUGUUUCUCCAUGAAAACAUGGUCCUGAUUCCCAGAUGUAUUUGGUCAACUCGUUCACUUUCCUGUCCACUUGUUCACUGUCUCCUUUAAGGACCCCACAUCACAUUGCCAGGGGCUCUGCAGCUCUUGGAUUAGUUGGUGCUGCUUGCACUGUAUGCAGAGGGAAACUGGGGAGGCUGAAUUGGAUCGUUGAACUCCACCCAGUUUUGAGUACCUUUUCUACUGCAAGGAUCUGAUCCAGGUUGUAGAUGUGCAAAAAAAAAAAGUGAAAAAGUCCCUGCCCUCAAGGAGCAUAGGUUCUACUGGGAGAAUGCAGUGGAUAAGUAAAAGGUCAUUUGAGAUCCCUGAACUUUGAAGAAAACUAUAAAUAUUCUGCAAGAAGUGUAGUGCAUUCUAGGCAUGUGGGGAACAGCCAGUGCUAAGGUCUGGAGAUGAGAGACACCAUCUUCAAGAAACUACUAGUUUAGUUGGAACAUAAAGUGUAGGAAGGAGAGUGACAUGAAAUCAAUCUAGAAAGGUAGGUUGGAGCAAGAAUGUGAAGGGAUUUAAAUGCCUAAAUGUAUUUGCAUUGUUAUCUAGAAACAAUAGGGGGGCAUUGAAGAUUUUUGAAGUCUUAAUUUUGGAGCAUGAAUUGAAAAGAGUGGUGGAGAUUGGAAGCAGGGAGGCCAAUUAGGAAGCUGUUCCAGUGAUCUAAAUCAAGAGAACUGCUGCUGAGAGUGGGAGAUUUGGAGGCAGAGGAUUCUCAAAUAAGGAGAUUGACCUCAAAGGUCUCUAAGAAUUCCUUCCACAACAAGCCUAUGAAUGUAGAAGGAAUAAUUGGCCUAAAUAUGACCGCCAUAUCUCAUUGUUCUAAUUUGGCAUGUGUCUCUCUCUGGAAGUUCUAUUUUGUCUGCAGAUGACCUCAAGGAGGGAGGUGUGGGGUUUUGCCAAACUGUGAUUUAGAAGGGAAAUUCUGGGCCUGCCUGCAUCACAGAAUAAGUCAAAGAAGAAGUGACACUACAGUGACAUUAUAUUGACCCAGCGUCCUUUCCUCUGGACCCUGCCACCCAUCUCUCUGGGUCAAAUUCAUCAAGGAAUCAAAUAAAAUGAGCACAACUUGAUUUAUUCUCAUAGAAGAAAAAUAACGGGCCAAGAAAGAGCCCAUUUAGUGCGUCUCUGUAUAUAGUCACUAACUUGGAAUUGGAAGGGAUGUGAAGAGCCAUCUGAUCCAAUUCCUACCAAGAUCAUGAAUCUCCAUCACCAACAUUCUUGACAAAUGCUCAUCAUUUUGAAGACUACAAGUGAUGGGGAACUCAUUAAUAAUAGUCAACAUUUACAUAAUGCUUUAAUGCUUGCAAAGAACUUUACCUGUAGUAUCUUGGCUGAUCCUCACAAUAAUUCUAUGAGGCAGGUGCUAUUAUUAUCCCCAUUUUACAGCUAAGGAAAUUGAUGCUGAGAAAGUGACUUGCCUAGGGUCACAUAGCUAGUAAGCAUUUAAGGCAGGAUUCAAACUAAACUUUCUGAUGCCAGGUCCAGUGCUGUUUGUACUAGUCCACCUCGCUGGCCAUUACCUUUUAAAGCAGCCCACUCCGUUUUUGGACAGUUCUAAUUGUUAGGUGCUUUUCUCUUGGGGAAAAAAAAUUCUGCCUCCCUCUAGUUUCUCCCAUUGUUCCUAGUUUUACCUUCUGGGGCAAAGUAGAACAAGUAAGUCCUCUAUAAUAGCCCUUCAAAUACUUGAAGACCACCACCAUAUGCUCCUUCAGUCUUCUGACUAAACAUCUCCAUUUAAAAAUUUUUUUUUUGUGGCAUGAUACUGUUCGCUCCAUUCUGGAAAAGCCUCUGUUACUGUCUGCUAAAAUGUAUCCUCAGAAGUUGACCCAAAGCUCUAAAAGUCAUGUGGGAAGUGAACUGGAAGAUAGGAGAGGGAAAGGAUAGGAUGCAAUACCAUGGCCAUUCAGGGUUCUUUUGGGGGUAUCUGUCUCUGCUGCCAUCUAGGUAAUAAGAAAUGGAUCCUGCUAAAUUUUUAUUAGCCCCAACACCCUGCUGACCACAUCCCUACUGUGCAUGCUAUAAAUUCAUUAGAAAGACAAUACAGAUUUUUGAAGUUUCAGUCCUUGCCAUGACUGGAAACAGCCGAGAAAGGAAUAUUUUGUGGAAAGCCCAGUUUUCUUGUACUGAUUUCCAAUCUACUUUGAGCAUGAAUCGCCUCCUCAUUCUCUGAGCCAGAAGGGCCUCUUGGACCCCCUGUCUUUCAUCAAUUGCAGCACCAACAGGCCUCCCAGUCAUUCAGCCAAACAGUCAUUAAGUGCUUUCUAUGUGCCAGGCACUGCUGAGUGAUGAGGAUACAAAAGAGAGAGACAGACAAAAGGCAGACGAGUACACCUAUAAGAUUUUCUACAUAUACACCUACAAGGUAAAUGAAUGAAGUGUAAUCUCAGAGAAAAGAUACUAGGGGGUGAAGUGGAGCAAGAGACCUGCAGAAGGUAGGAUUUGAGCUGAAUCUCGAUACGCUUUGUUUCCUGCACUCACAUCUUGACCCCUAUCCUAGAAUAGAGUUGGGAUCUCAAGAAAGAUGCUAUUAGAAGGUGGGAUAGUAGGGGCAUAUACUAGCAAGGCUGAGGUCUCCUGUGAAAGGAUGCCUUCCUAUUUCUCUAGAGGGAAGCUGUGCCGGUGUUCCUAAUUUGUUCCCACCAGGGACUUGGGUACUGAAAAUUCCCAACACAUCUGAAAGGAAGAGAUUUGGAUUGGAGUCUUGAAAUGUGGUGCGAGUCCUGUAUAUGUCCCUAAUAAUUCUGCUUUGAUAUAUACAUAUUUUAAAAUUUUACUCUGCUGGAUAAACAUCAACUGCCUAUUGCUUCACACAUUUAUCUACCUGCAUUUAUUUCAUCACCCAAAGAUAUUCUGUGCUUCCAUUGGCAGGAUCCCACAGCCACACUUAGAGAAUAGUGUCAGUUUAGAGGGGGUGGUCCCGGAUGCAGAUGUCAUUGAUGGUUUGACACACUUAGCAUUCCUUGCUAAUGUUUUCUCUGGCUAAAACCUCAGGCAAUUCAGAGAAUGGUUUAGUAUACAACUAUUUAGCCACAUGAUAAAGCAAGCAAGAUGAUUUAACCCUUUGACAUUCUCUGUGUUCAGGCCUUUAGGCAGCUCAUAGCCUAGCCUAACCCAUGAGACUUUCUCAAAAAAAAAAUAUAUAUAAGGCAAGCGAACAUGGAGGAAACUACCCGGGAACAUGACUCCUUAAAGUCUAGAGAACCUUCCUCUUUCACUCUUCCUCCUUUCAAGACAGUCAGCUUUGAAGCCAAAGUAUAAUGGGCCAGUAUUGAACACCAGUCCAGAGGUUCUAAAUCUUUUUUGUCUUCUGUCUGAAAGCAACCUUUGAGUGAAAGACAGUGGGUUCCUUAGGGCUAUUGGUAGGAGUAGCUGCCUUCUUGCUCUCACAGGUCACCUACCCUGUCUCCCUGACAGAUGAUAAUAUACCCACAUUGGGCAGAAGCAUCUUCCAUGCCCCUAGCCUGAAUGGCUUGGGAACCUGCUCAAAGAAUUUAAAAGGAGACCCUUCUGUAGGGGUUUUCAUUAAUCUCCACCUCAAAGACAAGUCAGUAAAACUCCUGAUUUCCAUCUCUGAAACCUGAAUCUAAGAGGCUUCCCUAGGUUUGGACCUUGAAGGUGGAAACCAAACUCAAGGCAAGGUUUUCUCAUUAAAUUUCUUGGUUUGCUUGUUGGAAGAGCCUCAGGGAGAAUUGUUUUCUAGAGGUCAUUGCGCUUGUGACUCAUGCUCAAAUAUAAGUGCAUGUUGCUUGGCACAAAUAGGGACUUAAUGUCUGUGUGACCUUGGGCAAGUGGCAGCCUUGCUGAGCUUGUUUUCUUAUCUCUGAAAUGAAGGGGUUGGACUAGAUGAUCCUUAAGAUCCCCUCCAACUUUAAGGUUAGGGGCCUAGGAAGGACUUAAAAUCACAGGCUUACAGUUUCAUGCUUGCUCAUGCAUAGCCCUAAACUCAUAACCAAGAAUGUACAUAAUUAUAGUCAGAGCUAGACACACAUACCAGUCACACAAGCGCAGCUAAAUGUAUUAUCUCCCAAAUGGAUUAAAGUGUAUUUGUAAUGUGUUUUCAUGUACAAUGCUCAUAGAAACAGACUUGGCAGCAUGCACAGGUAUGUAUGAAAUCAUGCACAAAUCUGUUACCUGUGAUUCUGGCCAGCCUGCCCAGAAGCUUAGGUUGGAGCUUAUCAUCGGGACAAAGGCUCAGCUCUGCUCUCCCAGCACCUCAAACUCGUGGCAUGUUCUAGACUGUGGAGCAAAGUGAUGGCUAAGAGAAAGCUCUUGGCUUGAUUUGACAGCUCUUGCUGAGUCUUCUGGACUGGCCCAGGGCCAACACUUGACCUCAGUCACUUUUAGAGAUGGAAGAUGUUUCCUCUUCUGUCCCCAUGUAUGCCCCCUUCAGGGCACACAGAUAUCAAGGGGAAGACGAAACUCAGUUUAACAACCAAGUAUCAAGCACAUUUUUAAGCUUACUAUGUCCAAGAAUUCGCUCUGCUGGGUGCUGGGACAUAGAAUCAUGAGUAGUCUCUGCCCAGGAGAUGUCUCCAAACAAACAAAUAUUUUGGAUUAGUACCCAGGGGAUACUUGGCCUCUGUUCUUAUGGAAUCCCUUGUCUGAGGAGAAUUCACAGUUGUCCUCUAUAACUCCUGAUCUGACAGUAGGGCACAGGGGAGACAAUGUCCCUACCUCUAGUCUGAUAGGGGCAGGUCCUUGUCCCUUAGAGACUUCCUGGCUGGAAGGGAGAAAUGUGAUUCUCACCCCCACCCCACCCUUCCAGAAACCUUUGGUCUAAGGUGGUAGAAAAAAAAAAGAUUAAGCACAAAUGAAUAUAUGAAACUCCAGAUUUCACAAAAGAGAAAUUGUCUUCAUUAAACAGAAUGUCUUCUAGAAGGCUUCCUUCCCUCCUCCCAUCCCCAUUCCUUUAAUAGCAACCUCUCAUAGUGCAGUUCAAAUAGAAUAUGUAGGCAGUGUCCAUUCCCAUAUAUAAAUUGUGAUAUAGCUGAAGGAACAUUGCCUUUGGAGUUAGCCUGGAUCCUAAUCCUGGCUCUGAUACUUAACUGGAUUCAGGACCUUGGACAAAACCCUUUCUUUCUAUGGAUCUUAACUAGGUUUCUUCCCCUGUAAGAGGACUUAGUGAUUGGACUUAGCCAUCUCUGAGGUCUCUUCCAAUCCUAAUCCUGAAGUCCUAUGGCCUCUUACCAUACUUGAGAUCUCCUUGUGACUGGUUUGGAGAUUGCUUUGGCCUGACAAUGUCACAGCAAGUUCCCACCAAUUAGGGAGGCCUGGAAUCUGCCUGACUGAGGCAUCCUCUCCAGGGAGCCCUGGAGCAUUGCUUCUGCACUGGUUGAAGUCCCUGGCCUUGGUACCAGCUGGUAUUAUACUGCAUUAUUAUACUGGUUUUAUGCUACAUUACUGCAACACAGUUUUCUGGGUUCAGAUGGAAAAUACUUAACACCAUGGAAAGAACCCUAAAUGGGGAGUCAGGAGACCUAAUGAUGGUUCGCUAUGUGACCUGGGUCUUACAUGAAUAAAACAAUACCCUAUACUUGGCCAGUCUCCUUCAAAUGGUCAUUGUAAAGAUUAGAUAAGAAACCAAGCAUGAAUAAGCAGUUUUUUGGACUAGAGGCAGUGACUGGAGAUGUGAUCAUCUAGCUGAACCGUGUCAGGAGUAAGAUCCAUUUGGGAAGCCACACCAGGUGCAGGGCUCUGGCUGGCCACCACCCUGCCCUUUAUACUGUGUCCCCUCUUCCACAAAGGACUGUGGCUGUCCCUGCUGACUCCAGACUGUCUCCAUCCUUUGCCUUUGCCUUUGAGACUGGUAUUUGGAAAUGAGUGUUACAUCGAUGUUUGGUGUAUAUACAUCUAAAGAGAUAGAUGGAGGAAGGGAGCGGGAGGGAGGAGAGAUGACCCUUUGAGGACCAUGGUCAUCUUCAGGGCCUUGAAAAAGGAUCUCUUUGCCCUCAUUGUGGGCCCUGCCUGCUCAGUUUCUUUGUUGUACUGUUUCUGUGUCUGUCACAUAAGUUAUUAUAGUUUAUUAAACAACAACAAUCAGCACAAA